Molecule: messenger RNA, 864 nt
Organism: Dinoponera quadriceps
Lineage: Eukaryota; Metazoa; Arthropoda; Insecta; Hymenoptera; Formicidae
Product: PEST proteolytic signal-containing nuclear protein-like
Exons: 3
Coding region: 89-574 (161 amino acids)
Biological process (GO): proteasome-mediated ubiquitin-dependent protein catabolic process; protein ubiquitination
Cellular component (GO): nucleus
Source: RefSeq, a predicted model, not a curated record
AAUAGGAGCAUCGGAACUUCAGUAACGAUUUUUAGGUUACUUCGAGUAUCAACGUAUUCCGUUGCUGCGUCCGCAGGAUACCGAUAAAAUGUCCAGAAGGAAUCCCGGCGACGAUUAUAGAAAAGGGUCAAGUGUCUACAGAGCGGAGGACUUGAGAGAGGAUGACAGGGAUGGUAGGGAUCGCUCGCCUCUCAGGCCGGAAGAACGCUGUGAAUCAGUCGACUAUCAUCAACCGGACGCGAAGAAACAGAAGUUGGCAUUCGGCUUUGGGAAAAAGACCGGUGGUAGCGAGCAGAAGAAAGGAAUACAAAUCAAACUAGGUUCAGCCUCUAAACCAAUUGUGAAAGCAGCGACAGUACCAAAACCAACAGUGGCCUCGGUGUUCAACGCAGACGACGAUGACGAGCCGGAGGAGAUGCCGGCCGAAGCGAGGAUGAGGAUGCGAAACAUCGGCCGCGAGACGCCAACGUCAGCUGGACCGAACUCGUUUGGCAAAACGAAGCAGGGAUUCUGCGAUUCGAAAAAGAUUUUCGAGAAAACUCUGAAGAAGGCGAUGGAGGAGGCAAAUAAAUGAUUUUCCAAUGUACAAUAUAUCUACUCGGGAAUUACUCGUCAACUUGUACAUUAAUUUUAUAUAAUUCAUUCUAAUUCUAUUAGAAUCGUUCUUGCUGGUUGAACGCAGAUAUUUUUAUGGAGUGUGUAAGUACUUUAUCAGCGCAGGAUUCAGACUUUACUCAAAUUUCGCUCUGUUUUAGAGCGAAGCCUCGAGUUGCGAAUUUAGGAAGAUAUUAGCAAAUAUUUAGAUCGCGUGCUCUGUCUCUGUGCAAAUAAUGUUCAAUAAAUGUAUACAUGAUGUAGACACGA